AUGAGAAGAGGAUAUAAAACACUUAACUGGACAAGAAUUGCAUUUGAAAUUGAAAAAGAUGAACAAGGUCAUUCUAAACUUUUAGCGGAAGGAGGUUUUAAAUUCUUAACCGAGAUUGCUAAUACUAAAUUGGUUGAUAAUGAUUAUAGUGUUGUAAAAUGCCAUGGUAUUUCCCAAGACCCGGUAACUAAAAAUUAUCUGAUGGUAAUGGAAUAUAUGGAAGGCGGCAAUUUAAGACAAAUUUUACAAAAUAAGAAUAAGGAAUUAAGUUUGGAAGAUAAAAUUAAUAAGUUACAAUAUAUUGCCGAGGGAUUAGAAAAAAUUCACGACCAAAACUUAGUUCACCGAGAUUUCCAUAGUGGGAAUAUAGUAGGAUUUAGUAUCACCGACCUCGACUAUUAUAAUGGAAGAGUUGAAGAGGGCACUCCUUUCUAUCAACAAUACCAAGCCCUAGUAGGAGAAUACCACACUUUCUCCCAAAAUACUCCUUAUCAAAUCCAUCCGACUGCCAUUACUACUAGCAGAAUGAUAGAUACUAAACAAAUUGUGCAAUUACUCCAAGAUCCUACUAAACAACAAGAGGCUUUAGAACUAGAACUAAAAAAACUAGAAAACGAAAUAAAUAAGUCAUUUACUGAUGAAUUAAAAGAAUUAGUAAGCAAUUUCAUCCAGGUUAUGAAAAAAAUGAAAAAAGAUAAGAAAGAUAAAGAAGCAAGAAAUAAAGUCAAAGAAUUAGACAAAAAAUUACGAGAAAAAGAUAUCACAAAAGAAAAAAUUCAAGUCAUUAUUAAUUAUUGUGAAAGAUUUAUCAAAUCAGAACAGGAAUUAGAACAAGAACAAUUCCAAGCCAAUAUCAAAAUACCCACUAACAAGUAA
Messenger RNA from Ambispora leptoticha, 876 nucleotides. NCBI's taxonomy places the organism in Eukaryota, Fungi, Glomeromycota, Glomeromycetes, Archaeosporales, Ambisporaceae. The record is from the annotation of a GenBank genome assembly.